This is a messenger RNA of Rotaria socialis, 2253 nucleotides long. The record is from the annotation of a GenBank genome assembly. NCBI's taxonomy places the organism in Eukaryota, Metazoa, Rotifera, Eurotatoria, Philodinida, Philodinidae.
AUGGAAGAUAAUAAUUUAUUAUUGAACAUCUUUAGUGAACCAUUACCAACAAAAUCUAGAUCAUUAGGAACAAAAUCAGUUAAACGUAAACUUGAAGUUGUAGAAGAAAAAAACAAUUAUGUUGAAUCAACGAACAAGAAAAAGAAGAAUGAACGUGCUAAACUUGAUUUAUGUCAAGGUCGAGAAAUGAAAUCUCCGAAACGAUCAUCUUUAUUUACGAAUAAUCCAACUAUACCUCAGAUGGAAGAUGUAAAUGUUGAAACAGCCAAUGAAGAAGUAUUCGGUACAGUAACAUCUAUGGAUACAAUGCCAGUACAUCCUCAUAUUGUUUCUUGCUUAAAACAAAAAUUCAAUAUAACUCGUUUAACAAAUGUUCAAGAAAAAUCCAUUCCAGCUAUUUUGACUGGUCAAGAUGUUAUCAUCAAAUCUCAAACGGGCAGUGGUAAAACACUUGCAUAUGUGGUACCAACAAUUCAUCUGAUACAAAUGAUUGAACCAUUAGUACGACGUGAAACAGGUCCUAUUGCUAUAGUACUUGUUCCAACUAAAGAACUUGUUCAACAAACAUAUGAAGUUUUUCAAAAGCUAUUAACAUCAUUUGUUCGUAUUGUUUGUUCACCACUUGUUGGAGGUUCUAAUAGAAAUCAUGAAAAGAAACGACUUCGUCGGGGUUUAAAUAUUCUUAUAUCAACGCCCGGACGUUUAUGUGAUCAUAUUGAAAAUACACAAUCAUUGUCUUUUAAAAAUAUUCAAUUUUUGAUAUUUGAUGAAGCGGACAAAAUGCUUGAUAUGGGUUUUGCUGAUGCAAUCAAUAAAAUUAUUCAAACAAUAGCAAAACAUGCUGAAGAUGGAAAACGAUUUCAACGUAUUCUUUCAUCUGCAACUCCAACAACAGCAUUGAAUGAUUUCGUUGAUCUCAAUGUGAGUAAAACUGCACUUAGUAUUGAUAUUUCGGAAGAAUUUAAUGAUCAAAGUGUAAUAACUGUACCGAAAACAUUAAAGCAAAUGUUUACUAUUGUACCAAGUAAAUUACGUUUUGUUACAUUGAUUGCAUUUUUAUUAAAAAUUUUCAAUAACACUGAUAAAGCAAAGGCAAAAGUACUUCUAUUUUUGGCAACCAAUGAUCUUUCUCAUUUUCACUACGAUGUUAUAAACGCAAUAUUAAAUGGUGACCAAGAAGACGAUAUGGAUGAACAAGGAGAUUUACAAUUUGGACAUUUAUUAAAUGAGCCCAUUAAAUUAUUACGACUGCAAGGAGAUAUGUCACAUCAAGAACGAACAAGAGUUGUCAGUCAAUUUUCUAAAAUGAAGCGAGGAAUUCUACUGUGUACCAAUGUUGCUGCACGUGGUCUUGAUUUACCGAGUGUUACAUGGAUUAUUCAAUAUCAUCCAACAAGUCCGAUUGAUUAUAUUCAUCGUAUUGGAAGAACAGCUCGGCUUGGUUCAAUUGGUCGUUCGAUAAUUUUUCUGUUACCAAACGAAUCGGAAUAUGUCACAACACUGCAAGAGAAAUAUAAAAUGAGCUUGAAAAGUAUCUCACCUGAAGACAUUCUUGAAACGCUUCGAUUCAGUUCUGAAAAGUUAAAACAACAUUUUGAAACUCGAAGUGUUAUUCCAAAAACAGCUGAACAAUGUGCAAGCUCUCUACAUCAUCAUUUUGAAGAAUAUGUUAAUGCGACUGAUGAACGUGUCGAACAAGCUAGACAAGCAUAUCUUUCAUUUAUUCGUUAUUACGCGUCAUUUUCUCGUGAAUGGAAAUAUUUAUUUCAUGUAAAAAAUGUCCAUCGUGGUCAUGUUGCGAAAAGUUUUGGUUUAAAAAGUUUACCAGAUGAAUCAAAUAAUCAUACGCUUAAUGAACGAAAAGGAACUUUUGCUUCAUUAUCAAAUAGAAGAAAGCCAAUAGCAGUAAACGACAAAAAACCUACUGAAACCAACGAUGAAAAAGAUGAUGAAGAUGAAAAAGAUGAAAAAGAUGAAAAAGAUGGAAAAAAUGGAAAAAAUGAAAACAAUGAAGAACCAAUUGUACCAUUAAAAACCGAAAAAAAGAGUCUUUUCGAUCGUCCAUUAUUUUCAUACAAUAUCAAACCCCGGCCACGGUUUCGUAAUUUUAGUCAUAUAUCUGAAUAUGGAAACGGUCUUGAAUUAAUUACAAAAUCCCAUAGGAAGAAAGAUAAAGUCGAUGAAUUUUUAGAGAAAAAACGUGAACGAAAUACUCUCAAACGUUUGCAUGGCCGAAAAAAAACUUUUGAUUAA